Plasmodium vivax (malaria parasite P. vivax) is the source of this 2068-nucleotide messenger RNA. RefSeq names its product tryptophanyl-tRNA synthetase, putative. Gene Ontology annotation, molecular function: tryptophan-tRNA ligase activity; ATP binding. The transcript is spliced from 3 exons. Gene Ontology annotation, cellular component: mitochondrion. Lineage: Eukaryota; Apicomplexa; Aconoidasida; Haemosporida; Plasmodiidae. The record is from RefSeq and is a predicted model, not a curated record. Bases 284 to 2068 code for a protein of 594 amino acids. Gene Ontology annotation, biological process: tryptophanyl-tRNA aminoacylation.
AAGCGACAGAAUACGAAUUUUACACUUCCCCGUGCGAAAGGACUACACGCAAUAUGCCAACGAAUUCACAGCAAGAAAACUUCUUCCUAGAAAAAAUGCCCCUUGAAAUGUAUAAAAAGUGGGUAUACUUCCUUUUGUACGUAUCCUUCUGGGGGGUGUUCUUCAUUUUUUAUUCCUUCUUAAGAAAAAUGGCUGCGCCAUUUGACUUCUUCGAUGCGUUUUCGCAACACUCCUGAGGUUAGAUGCAUGGGCACACACCGUGUUCAUAUCGAAGGCCUGCAUAAUGAGGAGCGGACGAGUGCUCCUCUUGUGCCUCCUCAUACUUGCGCAGAUUAACCUUUACGCAUAUGCCAAAAUGGUGCGCAAGGGAGGUUGCACUCCCUUUCUUUCGAAGGCCCCCAAAAUGAGAAGAACGAAAUUGAAAGUUAAGCUCAAAAGCGGUUGUACCUAUCUAACCGGGAUUAAGCCGAGCGGCAGCAUCCACCUGGGGAAUUACAUCGGGUGCCUGAACCCAAUCAUCAACUUGGAAGCAAAGAGGAACGCCCACUUUGAGAAAGGCAAAACAAAAAAGGCGGUGAGGAUAUACAAAAUAAUACUAAUAGCAGAUUUGCACUCCCUAACAAGCUUGGAUAAUCUCCCCACUUUAAAAAAAAACGUCGUCGAUUCGGUUAACACCAUUCUCUCUUUAAUCAUAGACAUGUAUGUAAAAAAAAAAAAAUACAUACAGGUUUUCAUAAAUAAUGUAAAAUUAGAGCAUCUGUUGAAAUUGGGCAACAUAGAUCAGAUGAUGAACGGAGAUAUUUUUCACCAACUCGCACGAGGCAACGGUAGAGAAGGUUACCAAUGUUACUCAUUUUUGAAAGACCCAUCAGGAAAUGAGUGCUCACAGGUGAAGAAUGAUAGGGAGGUCUUCCACGAGUACAACCCCCCCUGCAAUGACGCAGACCCACCGUUUAACCCCCAUGUGGAAAAAAAAGACGAAGAGCACCAACGAACAAACGUGAAAAACAAAAUAAAACAGAAACACUAUUUCUGCAUAUUUAGACAGUCGGACAUUGCACAGCAUACUUCACUCUACUAUUUGAUAAACUCCUUCACUUCAGUUAACAUGCUGAACGCACAUGUGCAUGUGAAGAAUACGCCAAAACACAAAUCCGUGGCGUUACUUUCUUACCCCAAUUUAAUGCUAGCAGAUAUUUUGCUAUACAAACCAGAUUACUUAAUAGUGGGAGUGGACCAAAAAAAAAACACCGAAAUGAUGAAAACAAUUUCGAGAAAAAUAAACUCGUACAUUCCUCAUAUGAUAAGUUUGCCAAAAGUAUUCCCCUCCAAAUUUUAUGUACAAAUAAUGAACCUUGAUGGGCAACAAAAAAUGAGCAAACAUAGCUGUGAUGACCUUUCGGGAAAUGUUCAAAAUGACCAUAACGUUAUUUACCUCUUUGAUGAAAAACACAUAAUAGAGAAAAAAAUUAAAAAAAGUAAAACGGAUAACUGCAACAAUUUAGUGUAUGCCCAAUCUGGCAGGAAAGAAAUUAAUAAUCUCAUAAAUUUGUUCUUCUUUUUUUACCACUACAAGAUGAGGGGCGUACCAAAGGUGAGUCAACCAGGCUGUGAUAUGCCACCGCUUACCCCCCAUGCCAACCAACUAUUCCUAAACAAACAAGAGCAAACUACACAGAAUAAGUCCACAUCUUUUUCCUCCACCUCACAAUAUGAAAGAAAUUACAACCACGAUGUUACCUGCUCAGACGAGGUAUCCCCCCAAGUGGGCACAAAGAAAGGGGACGAAGAAAAUUUUCAUCCCUCCUCACAAAAUAACAUUAAUCCAAAUAUUAACCCCCAAAUUGGAAACCACAUCUUAUCAUGUUACAAAAAUAAUUACGCCACCUUCAAAUAUGAAUUGUCUCAUUUGAUUUACGAGCACUUCGUGCUGCCGAGGUUUGUUUACUCCGUUCUGCAGUCCGAUGGUGGGAACUUGGUUAACCAAGUUUUGAGGGACGGGAGGAAAUGCCUCUCCCGCAGGGCGGCCAAGACGUUCCAGAAUUUCAAAAAAAGGCUAAACAUUUAA